Molecule: messenger RNA, 3301 nt
Organism: Cottoperca gobio
Lineage: Eukaryota; Metazoa; Chordata; Actinopteri; Perciformes; Bovichtidae
Gene: itih5
Product: inter-alpha-trypsin inhibitor heavy chain 5
Biological process (GO): hyaluronan metabolic process
Molecular function (GO): serine-type endopeptidase inhibitor activity
Source: RefSeq, a predicted model, not a curated record
GCCGCUCCUUCAGUCCGCAUCCCUCUCCUCCGCGGGGUGGGCGUGUCCUUCUCCUCCACCGCGCGGUGUCCCCGCUCCGUCCGGUCACUCUCAUCCGGACACACGGAGACUCGGAGGCGCCGCGCGCUGGAAAUAAUGCCCCAUUCAUCUCGCUGAGUUUUACUGGAGAAGGACUGCAAGAUGCUGCUGCUGACUUUACUGAUAACAUGCUUCAGCCCGAGUGUCCUGGGGCAACUGGGGGGAUUUGGAGAUGACAUUGAUUCUGACCUCGCAGACUUCGAUUUAGACAUUGCGCCACGCAGAGUCCCACGGCAGGUGAAAACUAUACUAACUAAGGAGACUAAACCUCACAUCCAGGAACUCUCCAUCAAGACCACCAUCAUCUCGCGCUACGCCUUCACCGCGGUGUACUGCGCCAUGCUCAACCGGCACUCCGCCGCUGCAGAGGGCGUCUUCCACUUUCAGAUCCCCGCUGGAGCCUACGUCUCCAACUUCACCAUGAUCAUCGGAGGGCGCGUCUACCAGAGCGAGGUCAGGCCGAAGGCAAAGAGGGUCAAGCAGGAGAACGGAAAAGCCAGGAACAAAGAGUCAGGUGAUGCAAGCCCAGAGCCGGAGGCCGAGGUGUUCAGGAUGGCGGCCAGCAUCCCGGGUCGGAACCGGGCCGUGUUCCUUCUGACCUACGAGGAGCUCCUGCAGCGGCGGCUGGGACGCUACGAGCACGUGACCAGCCUGCGGCCGCUGCAGCUGGUCAGCCGCCUCAGCCUGGACGUCACUAUCGUCGACCACUCGCCCAUCACGGACCUCCAGGUGCUGCCGCUCCGCAACGGCAGGAGCUCUGGACCUAACGCAGCCAAGACACCAGCCAAGCUCGAUCCUCCCGUCACCACCGCCGUCAAAAACGAGAAGAACGUCUGCAAGAUCACCUUCAACCCCAACAUCGUCCAACAGGCCAAGAUCACCACCAACGGCAUCCUGGGAGACUUUGUGAUCCGCUACGACGUGCAGAGAGAGAUGGGGAUCGGAGACAUUCAGGUGUUAAACGGUCACUUCGUCCACUACUUCGCCCCCAAAGAUCUGCCAGUUGUGCCCAAGAAUGUGGUGUUUGUGAUCGACACCAGCGCCUCCAUGUUGGGGACUAAGAUCCGACAGACUAAAGAUGCUCUGUUCACCAUUCUGCGGGAUCUGAGACCUGGAGAUCGCUUUAACUUCAUCAGCUUCUCCAAUAGGAUCAAAGUUUGGCAGCCGAAUCGUCUCGUACCGGUGACGCCUCUUAAUAUCAGAGACGCCAAGAAGUUUAUUUACAUGCUGGUGCCCACUGGACGCACAAAUAUCGAUGGUGGCAUCCAGACUGGCUCGUCUCUGCUGCGUGAGUACCUCUCCAGCCCUGACGCCAGCCCGAACAGCGUCUCCCUCAUUAUUUUUCUGACGGACGGACGGCCCACGGUCGGGGAGACCAAGUCCACAGCAAUCCUGGGAAACACUCGCUCAGCCGUGCAGGAGAAGUUCUGCAUCUUCACCAUCGGGAUGGGGAACGACGUGGAUUACCGGCUGCUGGAGCGCAUGGCUCUGGAAAACUGUGGGAUGAUGAGGCGCAUCCACGAGGACGCCGACGCCAGCGCUAUGCUCAAAGGGUUCUACGAUGAGAUAGGAACUCCUCUGCUGUCUGACAUAAGGAUCAACUACACAGAGGACUCCGUCCAGUACGUCACUCAGCAUCUGUUCCCCAACUACUUCAACGGCUCUGAGAUCGUCAUCGCCGGCAAGCUCACCAACCUCAGCGUGGAAUCACUCCACGUCCAGAUUACAGCCAGCAACAACGACAAGAGCAUCGUCCUGGAGACCGACGUUCCCCUGCGGCACCGACAGAUAGAGACUGAGAAACACGUGAAAGCAGCCACAGCAGCGAUGGCGUCUGGAGCUAAGACUCCGGGUUCAGAGGUCACACAGGGAUUGGGAGUUGCUUUGGGUGCAAUAGCGGAGGACUUUGUGGAACGCGUUUGGGGUUUCCUGAGCGUCAAGGAUGGGCUAAAGUCGCGGCUGCGCAGCCAAACCAGCAAAGACAGGGAGGAUCACAUCAAGCAGGUCACCAAUGUGUCUCUGACCUACCACUUCCUCACCCCCCUCACCAACCUGGUGGUGGAGAAGCCUGAGGUCCUGGCUGACGGCACCAUGGCUCCUGCGCCCACCAUCCCUCCAUCAGCUGGUGAGGCUGCCAAUGAACUGCCAGGUGACGCAGAGGACGGAAAUCCACAGAAAGCCAACAAGAAGCCAGGCAGCCAGACUUCAUCUACGGGCAACAAGAUUGGUAAAGUUGAGAGACGACCAGCCAAGAAAUCCGUCACCAUCUCCAAAACCUCAGCGGACGGUGACCCCCACUUUGUGGUGGAGUUCCCGCUCAGUAAACUGACCGUGUGCUUCAACAUCAACGGUGAGCCUGGACACAUCCUGCGGCUGGUGUCCGACCACAAGCACUCUGGUGUGACAGUGAACGGUAAGCUAAUCGGCGCCCCAGCUCCACCAGGCAGCCACAAGCAGCAGCGCACGUACUUCAGCACCGUCACCAUCGUGGUGGAUCGUCCCCGACGCGCCUACAUCGAGGUGACGCCUAAGAAAGUCAUCCUGGACGGGCUGGACAGGAUGGUGCUGCCCUGCCACUCCACCGUCACCGUGGACAGCGGCGCGUUGUCAGUAUCCAUCGUAGGGAAGUCUAACGUGACGGUGACGGUCGGAGGAAACAUCGUGUUUGUGAUCCUGCUGCAUCAGUACAAGAAUCCAGCCCCCUACCAGAGAGACCAUCUGGGGUUCUACAUCGGCGACAGCAAGGGGCUGUCGCACAACUGCCACGGCCUGCUGGGUCAGUUCCUGUAUGAGGAAGUGGGACUAGCAGAGCUUCCUGCGCAGGCAGACAUGAAGCCCUCGUCCGUCCUGAAGGUGAAGGAGCGCUCAGUGCCGGUGGUUCAGAAGAGCAGGAAGAUCUACAGCGGGACUCAGAGCGUGGACUGCUGGUUCGCCCGCAACAACGCAGCCAAGCUGAUAGACGGACAGUACGAGGACUAUCUGAUGUCGCACAUGUUCGACACGGGGGACUGGCCACACGGGACCAACGGCGUGUGAGACCCCGAACUGCAGCCGCGGCAUUUAUGUGACUUAAACCGUAACUCGUGUUUUACUUUGUAUCCACAUCACCAAACCUUCACACUCCUGUGUUCUUGUUUUGAAUAUAUUUUUGUACUAUUUCUAAUGAAAAUUAAACGUGUCGUUUUAUAUUAUGUGUAUUAUUUUGUAAUUGUAAAUAAAACAU